Messenger RNA from Phycomyces blakesleeanus NRRL 1555(-), 882 nucleotides. RefSeq lists its product as hypothetical. NCBI's taxonomy places the organism in Eukaryota, Fungi, Mucoromycota, Mucoromycetes, Mucorales, Phycomycetaceae. The transcript has 6 exons. The record is from RefSeq and is a predicted model, not a curated record. Gene Ontology annotation, biological process: protein K48-linked deubiquitination. The coding region runs from base 24 to 815 and encodes 263 amino acids. Gene Ontology annotation, molecular function: ubiquitin binding; cysteine-type deubiquitinase activity. Gene Ontology annotation, cellular component: nucleus.
AGAGAAAGGAAAAAGAAUCAACCAUGUCGACGGAACAAGAGCCUGAACUUACUGAUGAACAAAUUCUUAUCUUCGAGCAACAAAUAAAGGAUCAAGAAGCGCAAAAGAUUCCUCUUGUAUGUCAAGAGGAACCAAUUGCGCAACUAGUACAAGAAUUCAGUAACAAUCAACCAUUCUUGCGUAAAAUAAAUAACCUCAGCAAAAAAUAUGGACGUAUACGCCGCUGUCGUGGUGAUGGUAAUUGUUUCUUUAGAGCCUUUGCCUUUGCUUGGUUUGAGAGCAUAUUGUCUAAUAUAGAGAGAUAUGAGGCUGGACUCGCAAAGUUAAAGACAACUCCUGAUUUGCUGGAACUUGGUGGAUUCCAAAAGUUAGCUUAUGAGGACUUUUAUGAUGUAACCCUAGAGCAGUAUGAGCUGCUUCCUCAGCGUGUAUCAGACCCUGAUAUGCUUCUGGUCAACUUCCAGUCUGAAGAGAUCAGUAAUGCAAUUGUAAUGCACCUACGAUUUGUUGCAUCUGCAUAUCUGCGUAUCCAUUCAGCAGAAUAUGAACCAUUUUUAGUAACCGAAAUGAUUUCGAUUGACGAAUUUUGUGCAAUGCAUGUUGAAGCGUUUGGACGAGAAUCAGACCACUUGCAAAUUAUUGCUCUUACAAGAGCCUUGGAUAUUCCAGUGGAAGUAAUUUAUCUAGAUGGUGGUGCUGGAGACAACGCAGCAGUUCAUGAGUUUUGGCCUGACGAGACGAAAAAAGAUGAAAAUAAGCCUUUACGUUUGAUCUACAGACCAGGCCAUUAUGACAUCCUUUAUGAACGACCUUAAGGGUUAUAUUUUAUACCACUAUAUAUAUACAUGCAUACAUCAAUAAAAUUGACUAGUUGUUCAACAU